Molecule: messenger RNA, 2121 nt
Organism: Rhinocladiella mackenziei CBS 650.93
Lineage: Eukaryota; Fungi; Ascomycota; Eurotiomycetes; Chaetothyriales; Herpotrichiellaceae
Exons: 2
Coding region: 1-2121 (706 amino acids)
Biological process (GO): glycerophospholipid catabolic process
Cellular component (GO): cytosol
Molecular function (GO): A2-type glycerophospholipase activity
Source: RefSeq, a predicted model, not a curated record
AUGACGAUUGCACGAAUCGACCGCGUCUCGGAGACCAACGAGCAGCAAGAAUACGAGCAAUGGAUCCUACGCCAACAUUACCCGGAAGAACGCGUCAAGAACGACGUACGCCAUCUGGUCCACGACGUUGCUCCACCCAUUGGCGGCGACGAGAAACGGCGCUCCUCGUCAGCCAGCACGAAAUCCACAUCAAGCAUCAAAGGCAAGUUCAAGUCUUUCUGGAACAAUACCGUCGUGCCCGCCUUCCCAGAGGCCAUUACCGAUAUCUCCAUUAUUAAAGCCGCGCUGAAAGUCGAGUCGACCAUCGCCAAAGACCUGAAGGAUGUCACCAAGCACCCUGAAGUCGGGCGGGUAGGAGAAGUCCGACGCGGCUUCGAGUUGUCGCCGGAGGAAGUGCGGUUUCGCCAACUGAGAAAGAUCAAGGUCCGCGAUGCGUUUUGUCGGUAUCUGGAUCUGGACCCCUCGCAGGUCCAUGUCGAUGAUGUGCCGAUCGUGGCCUUUGGCGGGUCUGGAGGCGGAUACAGAGCGAUGAUCGGAUUAUUGGGGUAUGGCGAAGAGAUGAAACGGACGGGCUUAUGGGAUUUGUUGACCUACGUCUCGGGCGUGAGCGGGAGUUGCUGGAGUCUGGCCGCCUACUACACGUGGGGCGGCGCCAGUAUGCAGAGAGUCAUUGAACAUUGCAAGAAAAGACUCAGUCCGCACCAUCCGUUGUCACCGGAAGCUAUCAGGGAACUGCUGAAUGCGCCGGGUGGGCCGGCGAAGACGUUGGGUCCCAUAGUACAGAAGCGCCGUUCGGGCCUACAUACCGUGGCGAUGGACCUAUACUCUGUUUUCACGACAGGAUAUCUCUUCUUGCUGCAUGACCCAAGUUUGAAUCCACCAGGGGCAAAGGGAAGUGUCACUGUGAAGAAGGAAGUGGCCGGGUACCAUGAAGAUUGGUACAAAUGGACAUCGGCGAAUCGUUAUCUUCAGGAUGGGAGCGAGCCGUUGCCGAUUCUUACGGCGAUCCGGCACGAGAGACCCUGGAAGGACUGGGUGGACAAAGAACACCCAUUCAACGAUGCCGACCCGGACACAAAAGAGCACGAAGAGGCAGAAGACGCAUGGUUCAACUGGUUCGAAAUCUCACCCAUCGAGGUAGGUUGCGACGAGCUGGAAGCCUGGGUACCAACAUGGGCGUUUGGCCGACCCUUCGAAAGGGGGCGAGACACGCUGCAAAUCCCCGAGCAGUCGCUUGCAUUACUGCUGGGUCUAUGCACCAGUGCCCCAGCGGGUCCCUUGACCUCGUACCUCGCGACCAUCAAACGAAGUCUCCCCCCCGGUUUCAUCGGGAAUACGGUGCAAGACAUAUCCAAGGGGAUCGCACGCAUGUGGGGAGAGAAAGGCACUGAAGAAUUCCAAGGCCAUCAUCCCCUGCACGCCGUCAACGAGCAUAACUUCAUGUACCACCUGACCCGGGGCGAGAACCCGGGCAAACCUUCCCCGCCGAUCGAGAACUCGCCUCGCAUCCACCUCAUCGAUUCGGGCAUGGACAACAACUGCCCCACCUACGUCAUGCUACAUCCUCACCGACAAGUCGAUGUGAUCUUGAACAUGGAUGCGUCCAGCGACGUGCUCAAGGACAGUUUCCAAGAACGUGUCGACCAAAUCGGCAGCCGACGCUGUUUGAAGUUCACCAAACGGCAUAGCGAACUGCGCGUUAAACACGACGAUGAGGACAAAAAGAAUCCCGAUCGCUUUAAGGGCCUCUAUGCCCAGAUCUAUGACGGUAGUAUUCUCCCGCAGCGGCCAGAGACAGUGGUCGACUCGUACGGCCAUACCGUCACAAACCCGCCGGCGCCGCCGUGUCGGUACGAGUCGACCAUGGUAUACAUGCCUCUCCUGCCAAAUGAACAUGCGGUGCCGGAUUUUGACCCGUCCACGGCCAAAUUUUCGGGUUCGUAUAAUCUGGUGUGGACGGCAGAGCAGGUCGAAAUGCUCGUCAAGGUCUGUCUUGCCAACUAUAAGGCCGGUGAAGACACGAUAAAGACGAUCCUUCGAGAGGCGUGGCAGAGGAAGAAGGCCCGGAGAGAAGCUGGUGCCGGUUAUGGUCCCGAUCAUCCUCCUCCUCCAGCGUCUUGA